Molecule: messenger RNA, 3360 nt
Organism: Aureobasidium subglaciale EXF-2481
Lineage: Eukaryota; Fungi; Ascomycota; Dothideomycetes; Dothideales; Saccotheciaceae
Exons: 3
Coding region: 1-3360 (1119 amino acids)
Cellular component (GO): Set1C/COMPASS complex
Molecular function (GO): nucleic acid binding; histone H3K4 methyltransferase activity; protein binding
Source: RefSeq, a predicted model, not a curated record
AUGCCUCCGACCGGCCAAGCAAAAGGGUACAGAGCGGUUUUUGAUCCUGAAGUGGACGACAAGCUCAGCAAAGAAGAGAAGAAGCGUUUAAAAGUUAAGACAAGGUCCUUCGGGUCCGAGUCACACCAAAACUCUCCGCCACCAGACCCCCGGUUGGCCAUAGUAGGCUACACCACUGGUAUGGCUGUACCUGCGACUGCAAAGUCAAAAACAAAGCUGCGAAUUGCUCCGUAUGUUUUGAAGCAGUAUGCAUACGACAAGGCCUCGUCAAUUGGCCCAGUACCACCCAAGCAGGUGGUCGUUUACGGCUUUGAUCCAAUCACUCCGGAAAACCAGAUCAAGUCGUACUUUGCCAUGUUUGGCGACAUUGCCGAGUUCCGAAACCAGACAGAUCCCGAUACCGGAAGUUUGUUGGGAAUCUGCCUGAUCAAAUACAAGGACAGCAAGCCGCCCAAAGGCCCGUCUGUCUCUGCUGCCAAUGCUGCAAAGCGCGCCGAAAAGGAAGGACACAAUGCGCGCAUUGGCUUGACCCAGGUCAGGGUCGAGCGUGAUCGCGAGGGUCGUAGAUGCAGAAAAUACAUCGAGAUCAAGCUCAGGAAGACGAGACACGAGAUGGAAAAAGAGGUGGCCAGAUACGCUCCUCGUACUCUUGUGGCAGUAGCCAAGACGGCUGGCUCUUCAACACCUGUGCCCCCACCUCCUCCGCCGCCGUUUGGUGGUCCCGAUCAGCUGCUUGCUCUGCCAGGUGGUGCGCCGAAAGUUUCGAAGGGUCCAGUUAUCAAGCGCGAGCGAGAGCGUGUAGUUUUGUCGGAGCAACCAUCAACUCCCAAGGAACGCGACACAGCUCGUUCCAUCAUUGAGUCGGAGCCGAUACUGACCAAGAUCAAGCGAAAGCCGUACAUCUUUGUUUCGCGCGAAAGUGUGCCUGUGUUGGGAUCUACCGUACCGCAUCUUAAGAAGAGGUUCAAAGCUUUCGACUGGCGGGAAAUCCGCGUUGACAAGACCGGUUACUUUGUCAUUUUUGACGACUCCAAGCGCGGCGAAGACGAGACAGUCAGGUGUUUCAAGGAGUGCAACAACGGUCCCAUGUUUACUUACAACAUGACCAUGGAGUGCCAGCAAUACGGCAAUCCCGACUACGUGCGUAGUCCAAGCCCCGAGACUCAGGCCGUUCAGAGCCGCAAGAAGGAGGAGAGUGAUCGAAUGGAGAGGUGGGCUGCCGAGGACUUGGAAGAAGAGAAGAAAGAAAGAGCGACGCAUUUGGACCCAGUGAAGGGCGCGCUCGAACUGUUACAAGUCGAACUGCGCAACAAGAUCAUGGACGACAUCAAAAGCCGCAUCGUUAUUCCGACACUCUACGACUGCCUUGAUCCCUCCAGACACGCCGCCAAACGCCAAAAGCUCGAUCUCCCAGAGCCUGCUGACAAUGAACACAAGCUGUCUACUUUGUUACUGAACAACACGACCCAGUCAUCAACAACUCGUGCCCGAAACGGACGUCCUUUGUCCCAACCACUCCGCCCACACGACCCUAACCGCGGACGACAAGUCACUACCAACGCCUAUAUGGAUGAGCGUCGUAAGCGUCGACCAGCCGCUCGCCCCGUUCGUAUUCGCAAUCUUCAAUUCUCACUGAGGGAUAAGCCUGACGAGGACGAGGUUGAUUCCGACGACGAAGACGACAGCAGAACACCAAUGGCUCGCGACACGGAAGAUCUAGAGAGCAGACCCAUCAGUCGUGCUAGCCGCACCUCGACUCCGUAUAGCAUAUCCGAGUCCAUCGACGUGCCCACACCUGAACCCGAGCCUGAACCAAAGAAGAGAAAGCUGGUUCACCAUCAGACUGACGCGGUACCGGAAGUCUUCCAGACACACCACAAGGAGCUUCUUGGUGACCUCCUCCAAAAAACCCCAGAAUUGAUGGCGGAUCGUGAAUUGGAGCAGAUCAUCAGUGUCCUCCCUCGCGAAUCUGCGUUCCAGACACGCGCACGUAGAGAGCUUCACACCAGACAGCGCGCCAAGUACGACAACGAAGACGCGCCUGCUACAACCAUCGAUGCCACAAAGUCAGGCUCGGCAAAGACAGGUGACAAGUCCGCGGCUCAAUCUGAAGAUCUGUCCGUCAAGCCGAUCAAGAAGGACGUCAGGCGCAAGCGCACAAAGUCCAAGAAGCAGAUCUCGGAUGCACGAAUUGCAGCAGAAGCAGCCAGAGCUGCCAAAGACCCCGACGCUAUGGACCACGAUGGUCAAGCAGACGAAAAGGACGUUGAUAUGGACUUUGGCGGAAACAUCGCCGAAGAGGAGGAACAAGAAGAGGAAGACCAACGUCCACAAGUUGAGUGGGCUGUCUCUACUGACCUGCCACGCAAGACUGUUGAAGACGACGAUGAUCUCUGGUUGGAUAUCGACGGUUGGCAGCACAUGAUCAAGGACGAGGAAGACAUGUGCUUCCUUGCAGCAGCCCUGGAGAACGUUGAAGUUGCAAACGUUGGAGACGUCAUCCUUUGGGCCAACAAGCAGAACGAGAUCAAGUCACUCAACGUUGUCGGUCCCCGUAAGUUAGGCAGAGCCGUCGUCGAGGGAUACUAUGUGGCAAACUCUACAGGUUCUGCCCGCACCGAAGGUGUCCACAAGAUCUUGGAAUCAGAAAAGUCCAAGUAUCUACCUCACCGCAUCAAGGGCAUCAAGGAGCGCGAAGAUCGCGAGGCCGCCGAAAAGGAAAACCCCAAUGCAGCCCAGGAGGCCAUAAAGGCCGCCGAGAUCGCAAAGGCCUUUAGCGCCGCCAAACUCGCCGCCGUGGCCAAUUCUCGCAAUAAUCGCGCUAACAACCGCCGCCUGGCCAACGACAUAACUACCCAAAAGCAAAACCUCACCGCCAUGGGUGGUGACAGCGACGCCAUCAAGUUCAAUGCGCUUAGAAAGCGCAAGAAGCAAGUUAAAUUCAACCGUUCUGGCAUCCAUAAUUGGGGCCUUUUCGCCUUGGAGAACAUUGUUGUCGGCGACUUCAUCAUCGAGUAUGUUGGCGAAAAGGUGCGUCAGAAGGUCGCCGACAUGCGCGAAACAAAGUACGACAAGCAAGGUGUUGGAAGCAGUUAUCUGUUCCGCAUGGGCGAAGACGAGAUUGUCGAUGCCACCAAGAAGGGCGGUAUUGCUCGCUUCAUCAACCACAGUUGUACCCCCAACUGCACUGCAAAGAUCAUCAAGGUCGAGGGAACACGCAGAAUUGUCAUCUAUGCGCUCAAGGACAUCGCUAAGACCGAGGAACUUACCUAUGAUUACAAAUUCGAGCGUGAAUCCAACAGUGACAACAGAAUCCCUUGUCUUUGCGGUUCGAUUGGCUGCAAGGGUUUCCUGAACUGA